This is a messenger RNA of Ylistrum balloti, 948 nucleotides long. RefSeq lists its product as uncharacterized. NCBI's taxonomy places the organism in Eukaryota, Metazoa, Mollusca, Bivalvia, Pectinida, Pectinidae. The record is from RefSeq and is a predicted model, not a curated record. The transcript has 2 exons. Bases 1 to 948 code for a protein of 315 amino acids.
AUGGACGGGUAUGGAGAUUUAUAUACGGACGGACACGGCUAUAUGUCUGUGGACACACACAGCAGUCUGUACCUGAACGUGUCUAGUGAGGCAGAUGUGUAUGCAGACAGCGUGUAUGGUCCAGGAGAUGAAACGUACACCGAUCAAUCGAAAUCAUACUCCAACCACUUUCGAAAAAGAAUUUUGGGCACCGAUGCGUCGUCCAAAGAGGAUUAUACUAAAUACGACAGACCUGUCAUUUCCACUCCCGGAAGUGGAGAUGGCCGCAGUCUUAAUGCAAGUCCAGACAACAAUUUCUGGUCAGCUCUACUGAGAACCUCACAGAUCAACAUCCAGCGAAGAGAUAUCAACAACAAUACGAAAAAGCACGUUAGAAAAAGAGUCAAAGAUCGGACUAAGAUCAUCAUACCGUGUGGGGAACAGUUGCAGAACUAUACCAGUAAACCAAAGUUUAACUACGAAUUACCGCCCUUGAAAGGUGUCCCUAGUUGCGAUAGAGGCGCACAACGCUGUAACUUAAAGGUUAACGAGAUCAUGGUUGGUACUUACUGUUCCAAUAUCAGUACCCCAAAAGAAAAUUUGAAUCUAGAAUCGAGGUUGACGUAUUUGGAUAAAGUUGAACACCGUUCAGGUUUCAGAUCUUCAGCAAAGAAAACUAAACAGAAUAACACGUCCGUAAAACUGCCGAAACUUAUUCAAAAUGACAAAAAAUGCGAGGAUUAUGAUCAGGAAAGCGAGAAAAGUCUUUUUAAACUUCCAUCGAUUGUCGGUACUACAUGUUUAUUGGAUGCAGCAACGCAGCAAUGCUCUCCUGAUACCAUACAUCCGGAAGUGUCGGAAGACAGUGGUGCCGCUUCGUGUUCUCUUGGCAAUGUAAAACUACCAGCUAUCUUUCAAAACCCAACAAAGGAGAAUGAAAUGAAGUGGAAGAACAAGUUCAGAGGAUAA